Chironomus riparius is the source of this 1002-nucleotide messenger RNA. The record is from the annotation of a GenBank genome assembly. Lineage: Eukaryota; Metazoa; Arthropoda; Insecta; Diptera; Chironomidae.
GCGCUUUAUCCACAAACACUUGUCAAGAAUUUCUUUACUUGCACAAAGAAAACACGUUUUAUCCACAAAAUUUAAUUAAAAUUGAAAAUGACAUCAAAAAAGGUCAAAAAGGCAUCUGAUAAUGACAACAUGCAGGAAUCUGAUGUCAGCAGCAGUGAUGAAUCGGAUUCAGAUUUGGAAUUAGCUGAAAAUCAUGAGGAAAUAAUGAUCGAUUUUGAGGGACGUAAUCCAUCCGAUGGCGAUUUUAAUGGAAUUAAGCAGCUCUUGCACCAAUUAUUCCUAUCAGCACCAAUCAGUUUAACGGAAAUGACUAAUACCAUAAUUUCACAAGAUUACAUUGGAUCUGUAAUUAAACAGACAUGGGAUGAAAACAUGCCAGAAGAAGAAGAGGAUGAAACGGAUGAAGAUCCAGCAUUUGGUGUUACUACAUGCAUUAAUCUCACAUCUCGUAAAGACACAAAAUUCGUGCAGGAGAUAAAACAGCUAUUAAUAAGCAAAGCUGAGAAGCAUGCGACAGACAGUGUCCUAAAACUAGUUAAAAACAUACUCACAAAUGACUCUAUUAAUACUGGAUUAGUGCUUAAUGAACGAUAUGUGAAUAUUCCAGCACAAAUAUCAGUUCCAAUGCUUGAGAAUCUUUGUAAAGAGAUGAAGCGAGCUGUUGAGAAGAAUAAGCCAUAUAAUUUUGGAUAUCUUGUGAUGCCACUCAAGUUUUAUCGAAAUGCUGGACCACAAGUUGAGGAUCUAUAUUCAAAUCCAGAAGAAGAGCACUUCCUUAAAGAGACUUUGGGCAGUUUUGAGUUUUCUGUUGAGGAAGAUACAGGUGUUGGUGGUAAAACGACACAAUUUAGAAAGAUUUUGAUUAUUGAUGGCAAAAAGUUCCCUGAAAUUGUGUCCUCGUUGAGUGACUAUAUUUCUGGAACUAUAUAAAUUACAUAAAACUUGAUGUAAGAUGCUUGAAAUAACCUGUUAACGAAAUAAAGCUUUCAAAUUAUUUUCUUU